Molecule: messenger RNA, 1336 nt
Organism: Rhodofomes roseus
Lineage: Eukaryota; Fungi; Basidiomycota; Agaricomycetes; Polyporales; Fomitopsidaceae
Exons: 4
Coding region: 241-1023 (260 amino acids)
Cellular component (GO): mitochondrion
Source: RefSeq, a predicted model, not a curated record
UAUCACUACUUAUCAGUCUCUCCAGUGGACUUCGGCAUCCAAUCCGUACUUGUCAUACCCUCCUUUCCUCGUAGGCUCGGCACUACCCCAGAAGAGCUGCGAAAGCUUGCCCAUAAUGGCUGGCGGAGAGUUCUACACAGUACUCAUGCAGCAGAGCCGCAAGGGCCUUGCCACGAGCAUCCACAACAUGAGGCCGAAGGAUCAGAGCAAAGCCAUUCGCACGUAUAGACAGAAAGAGGUAUGUCGCGCGUGUUAGCUGCGUCAAGGGUGCUCACCCUGACACGGCAGGUCCUUUUCACCGGUCAUGUCGAGGCGGGCAAGUCCGCCCUUCUGAGAGCUGUGGUAAAUCACAAAAGCCUCAUUACAUGCUCAUUACGCAGCAACGGCGAGGUAAUCAUGCUCAUGGGUGUCGGUAAAGGAAAGCCCCUCGGAAGCUUUCCCGCGAAGCUCAUCAUAGCCGACUCCGCUGGUUACGACGAAGACCAUGGUUCCUUAGUCAAACUCUGCAUGCAAAUACGCCCUCAGCUGCGAAGAGUCUUCCUCAUGGUAGACGCUGCCAAGGGUCUCCGCGAGCCCGACCAAUCCAUGUUACAGCAUAUCGCGAACAUCACGCAUCCCCGUUUCAGCGUUCAACCUGUCCUGACCAAAAUGGAUCUCAUCGAGCCAGAGAACCGAGACCAGGUCUCCCAGCGGAUACACGAAGCCAUUCAGGUAGUCCUGCCCAGGACCCCUCCGCCCAUCCUGACGUGUGUAAGGGCCGAAAAAAGGUUGGGGAUCGAGGAGAUGCGCCGUAGCAUCGCGGAGGCCUGUGAGAUGCCCGUGGAGGAAGCGUUUCAGUCUCGAAACCUGCCCAAACCCAAAUCCGCCGCACGGGGGGACGCGACGAAUAGAACACCCGUCUCAGGACGCCCUCAUGCAGCAUCACCUACACUAACUAGGAUGGCGCGCCUCGCCGCCGAAAGUGCUGCGGAUACAGCUCGCCGUCGACCAAGCAAACCAUCCUUCGGCCUCAAGAUGCACUAGAGCCUUCUAUGCCUUACAGCUCGACCUUCAUUUGGCUUCGCCCAGGAUCUACCGUCGACGAUGUCCGGGUCGUAUCGCGCCCAGGACUCUACCUCUGCGACCGCGAAUGGCGCGUCGAUGGACCUACGCGAUAUUGGAGGAGUCCUGACAACUUACGUGUAUGGAGAAGGUCGGGUAGUCGACUGUGGAUGUGUACAGGAGCGGAGUCAAACUCUCGACGUCUUGACAAUCCGUCGACACUCGACAGGUACGGUCGGCAACGUCCGACCUCCGUCAUAUGUCCAUCAGUCACGGAUUGUCAUGUAAUCAAACU